AUGAGGUCGAUGCACGAAUCUGCAAUGGCCCAGGUCACGUUUGCUAAUUUGAGACACCUGGGCAACCGGGAAGUAUCAUUUUUCCGCGCAUUUCGGUGUCCACCGAUGCUACGCUGGGUGGGUCAUGUGCUCCGCAUGUCAGAAGAUUGUCCGCCUCGCAAAGAUCUUUUUGCCAAGCCCUGGACUGAGUGGAAGCGACCGAGAGGCGAACAAUUAACCAGGAAACUAGGUCGGGUGGUCAACCGCCGCCUCCCUGGAUGGGGACUCCCGGGACUCAAAUCACCAGCGGUUAACGACAUUGGCGGCAGUGGCCCUAUCGCACAGCCAGUGGCGCUCGUGCAUCAAAGCUAUCGCCUUCAAUGCGUAGCCAUCCAAUUUCUGAACAAACUGAGCAUGCCUUCGCCUCCAAGGCUUGGUUUUGUAUUCCACUUCCGGACUAUGGAAGGCCAAAAUAAUGAGUUUGGUCAUGAGUCGCCUGCCUGUGUGAUAGACGAGCAAGAUCUGAGUUGUUCCCAUUUCAUCCAGUCGGUGGCAAAUCUGGAAUUAGACCAGUGUUCACCACCACCUGUUUCUGACCCUGUGCGAAAUGGAGUUAAGACACGCGAUGAGGUUCCUGAAAAGCCGAAAAUCUACAGUGUCCGAGUAACAGAUCCAGUGAAAGUUGGUGAUGGGAUGGGUGCAUACAUUGUCUACCAUGUUAUAUUCAACGGUUAUGACCACCCUUUCAAAGGUACUUCUUUUCACGUGACACGGCGCUUUUCGGAUUUCCUCGGACUUUAUGUGAAAAUCUACAAUCGUCACCACAGCACGGGAAUUAUCAUCCCACCUGCACCGGAUAAAAAUGUUCUCGGUUCAACCAAGAUAAAAAUGUCCAAAGACAUUUCACAAGAGAAUGAAUUUGUUGAACGUAGACGGGUGGCUCUGGAGCGGUUCCUUCAUCGUUUGCUGAACCAUCCUGUAUUACGUGAGGACCCAGAUCUUCGGGAAUUUUUGGAGUUCACGGGAGACUUACCCCGAUCGGUCAACACACAACUUCUUUCAGGCGCAUCUGCCAAGAAGAUAUUCAAGAACGUUGGUGAUGCGAUCGGAAAGAUUGCCUACAAAAUGGAAGACCCUGACGAUUACUUUGAUUUAAAAUUCGAAGAACUGGAAAGUUGGGAGCGACAACUGAAGCGACUCCACAGCGCCUUGUCCCUACUUGUCUCAUCCAAUCAAGAUCUGGCCUCUUCGAAGUUCACUGUGUCGCGUACCAUUUCUCAGCUGGCUAAUGUGGAAGAACACACAGGUCUAGCCCAAGCUUUGGGACGUCUGGCGGACACGGAGGAGGAGGUCAGUCAACAACAUGCGGUUUUGGCUGAGGCUGAACUGACCUAUUUGGUCGAUUUUGCCCGUGACACGCUGGGAAUGAUCCAAGCUUGUAAGGAUGCGUUGGAUGAACGCGUGAAGGCUUUCCGUAAUUGGAAGACGGCAGAGGCUCUCCUGCGAAUGAAACGUGAGCAAAAGGUUAGAUUAGAACUGGCUGGGAGGUAUGAUCAGCGAAAAAUGGUUGGUCUGGAUGCCGAGAUAGAUGAGGAUGCGUUGGAUGAACGCGUGAAGGCUUUCCGUAAUUGGAAGACGGCAGAGGCUCUCCUGCGAAUGAAACGUGAGCAAAAGGUUAGAUUAGAACUGGCUGGGAGGUAUGAUCAGCGAAAAAUGGUUGGUCUGGAUGCCGAGAUAGAUGAGACCACAAAACGUGUCGAGCAGGAACAGGAACGUUUCAACAACAUUUCCAGCAUUAUAAAAGUCGAGAUGGAGCGCGUAGAUCUGACUCGAUUUGAUGAUCUAAAGCAAGCUGCUACGGACUUCCUGGAAGUCAUGCUACAAAAUCAGGAGAAACAUUUGGAAACUUGGGAAGCAUAUCUUCUGCGCGCUAGAUCAAUCAAUUAAUACCUCUCUUGAGGAUCGUCUUGGAUGUUAACUUCGUCUCGUCCUCACGAAUGAAAACGGUUGUUUUUAUGUUCGGAGUUUCAAUGUCAACCUUUUUUCUUCCCUUGUUUUUGAAUCUACCGAUGGAUCCUUAUAUAUUGACUCUCCGAUUUAUCACGAGCAUACUGCUGUGAUUUAUUUCUCCUGUUUGUUUUUUCAUCCAAAGCACUGUUUUCCGACUUGAAUAAAAAUUUUGCCAGAA
Messenger RNA from Opisthorchis viverrini, 2167 nucleotides. RefSeq lists its product as hypothetical. The coding region runs from base 1 to 1926 and encodes 641 amino acids. Lineage: Eukaryota; Metazoa; Platyhelminthes; Trematoda; Opisthorchiida; Opisthorchiidae. Gene Ontology annotation, molecular function: phosphatidylinositol binding. The transcript is spliced from 14 exons. Gene Ontology annotation, cellular component: endosome. The record is from RefSeq and is a predicted model, not a curated record.